CUCAUUUCUUUUUUAAACAUGCAAUCUUAAACUUUAGUCGUUUAUUUAUUUGCGAGUGUUUUAUGUAUCAGCUGCAGUCGAUCCGUUUGCUUUAAUCUAUUUUCCCUCGUUCGUGGUGCGUGGCUAAGAAUCUUGGCACUCUACGAAAUCCAUAUUUUAUUAUGUUUUAUACGGGAUAUUGAUUAUCAUCACCGACGUUUGUUUUUUUUCAAAUCUGCACGUUUGCUCUUCCGUACAGAUCUUGCUGCAGGCAGCGAUAUCUAGGACACAUGUUCCGCUAUGAAAUCGAAGAUUUCGCCGGUAGAUACGCAAUUCCAAUCAUUUUCCUAAUAACAGGAAAGCUUCAGAUCUCUAUCGAUGAGUCAAUACUGUCUCGAGCGACAUGAAUGAUUUGUUUACACAAAUUUUGAUCGUAUCCCUUCUUUAUGUUCGAGGAAAGAGGGGAUCGAACAAUUAUUUUCACUCAUUUUUUCCGCUGUUAGCAGAUGACAAGUUAAUAGUAACCGACUGAUCGAUCGAUCGAACAGUUCGACCUCUGGCAAAUAUGGUGGCUUCAUUGCUCUCUCGUAAAUGCGACCGAAAUGUUAAAUUCUGUAUAUGCGAUUCAAUUAUUGCUUUGGAUCACGGCUAUGUCUUUCAAUCUGUUAUCAAGGAUUUAUUGGUUGAAAGUGCACAAAUUAUCGGUUUAUUGGAAGAUCAGGGAAUUAAUGCUAGUGACUGAUUGGCGCGUGGAGGCUUAUAUUGAUUAUCACUAUGUGUCAUAUGACAGCGAAUCAGGGGAAUCGUGCCGGUCAGCUUAUUUUCUCUCCGUACUCUUCCGUUUCUAUGAAACGCGUGUUUCCGCAGGAAAGCGUCGAGGCAGCGGCGUAUUUCCAAUUGCGGAAGGUCCGUAUUGUAGCUAUUGCUGGCAUUAGAAGUGUCGAUCUUCCUCGUUUACUUUCGAUAAGUUUUGGCGAACAGACUUGCAGUUUGUGGAUUAAUACACAUAUUCUCAGCAGUGACGACCUUUCUAGUCAUCCUUACUUGAAAUGUGCCGCGAAUGUCUCUACUUCUCUUAUAUUAUACUCUUAUCGCCCGUGAAAGAAGCGAGAGAAGCAUAAAAUACAUGCAUGUAGCAUAAAU
This is a messenger RNA of Bombus pyrosoma, 1122 nucleotides long. RefSeq lists its product as uncharacterized. The transcript is spliced from 4 exons. Lineage: Eukaryota; Metazoa; Arthropoda; Insecta; Hymenoptera; Apidae. Bases 754 to 1080 code for a protein of 108 amino acids. The record is from RefSeq and is a predicted model, not a curated record.